CAAAACAAACAUGGAGCAGAAGUAACAUUUGGAACAAUCCGUCAAUCCACACGAGUGACGUUAGAGUAUGCAAUGCAUGGUUUAGAUGACAGAAAUGGAAGCAAAACAAAGCCGUGCUGCGCACAGGAAGAGAGACCAAUUAAAUAAUGAUGAUAAUAAUCCUUGUCUGAAGGAGCAGGAAAUGUCACUCAAAUGCUUAGGUGCCAACAAUUAUGACAAAGACGCAUGCAGUAAGCAUUUUGACAACUACAAUGCGUGCAAGAAAUUCUGGGAUGCUGUUAGAUCAGAUAGAAGAGUGAAAGGGAUUGUCCCUUAUUUACCACCAGCAGAAGAAAGGGAAAAAGUUAAAGAAGAAUACAUUGCGACUCUAAGGAGAUAGUAAAGUUGUAGCUGUAUAGUUAAUUGUAAUAAAUAUGUUUUAUAUUAUCUAAAA
Schistocerca gregaria is the source of this 433-nucleotide messenger RNA. RefSeq names its product coiled-coil-helix-coiled-coil-helix domain-containing protein 7. Lineage: Eukaryota; Metazoa; Arthropoda; Insecta; Orthoptera; Acrididae. The record is from RefSeq and is a predicted model, not a curated record. The transcript has 3 exons. Bases 86 to 379 code for a protein of 97 amino acids.